GGAAGGCGUUGCGAGAACACCCUUACGCCCAAGGCCCCAAGCGAGAUAUCCCGGCCCUCCAGCACACAAGCACACGCUGCAUAUCCACAACGCUCCCGCCCAAACUCGCAGAUACCGCACGUCGGAGCAGCGGAGCCCUUUUCCUGUGAACUGCCGAACGAGUUACGGACCGCGGUCAUGUCUCAACGAGGAUCCCCAUGUACGAGCGACAAUGACUGUGCACCCACUCCCGGCAUGCCAAAGUGUCUUAAGGACGGGCUGGGCGCCACAGUGGAGGUCGGACAGUGUGUGUCGCAGGACGUCUUCAACUCGCCACCGCCCACAGCGACGGCAACGCCUUUGCCAGCAAAAGCAGGGGGUUCAGGCCCCAGCGCGGCUUCAGUGCUGACGAUAGUCGGCGCCGUGGUUGGAUGUGUUCUCGUACUCGCUGGGCUGUUGUGGAUUGCACGGAUGAAGCAGAUAUUUCCCUUUCACUAUCUGCGGAAGCGGCAGGAUGACGACUGGGAGGAUAAGCUGAAUCUAUCUGCCGUGGAGAUGGAAGCGAAGGGGGCGGACCGUUCCACUGCUCGGCAAUCCCGCAUAGGAGGGCCGUCUGGCGUCCAAGGGAGGAGCACUGUUGGGCAGAGACCGGAGUUGUCGGCAGUUGUGCCGUCAGAGAUCGGGGUGACCGGAGCAUCGAAUAUGCGAGCGUCUCCCGACCUUGAAGACCAGGGAGACGCCGCUUCAGAAGAGCGUGGACGGGGACAUGGCCGACGUGGAAGUCUCACUAGUCAUGACGACCAGUCUAGAGCCAGCUCCGCAGGUCGCAGAAGCCGGCGGUCGUCUCGCGCUAGUAUCGCCAGUUCGUUCGUGCCGGACUAUCUCCACGAUCUACCCCCGGUUCCUGCCAUGCCGACGAUCGUGCAUAACGGUCCAGACUCUAGAGUCACGGCCGCCAGGCUCUCCACGAUCUUCACUGCGGAACAGCUGGAAGAACUGCAACAGCAGAUGCAGUCGUCAGCGCCACCGUUACCGACCAGUGCGCACACCACAAGGCCCUCCGUCGUAUCCCCUACUUCCAGCACCACCUCACUUUCGCAACUGCAAAACCCCUCCGUUCGAUCGCUUGCAUCGGAAGAGAACCGACAAUCCAUCCGCCACUCGUUCUUCGCUUUCGACAACACAUAUUCCGGAACGCUAGACAAAACAACCGGCCUAUUCUUAUUCGACAAGCCAGAAGAAUCCAUAGACUACUACAAUAAGCUGUCGCAGCAGACCAUUCUGAGCCAGCAAAAGGCGGCAGGGACGCAACAAACGUCCAGCGGCCGGAAAUCCAUAGACGAAGUGCGGGAGAAACGCCGAAAAUCCAAAACCCGCCUUCCUAUAGACCCCUCCAGUCAAAAACAACGGCGCUCCCGGGCAGAAGCGCUGCCUAUGUCUAUGACGCACGCGAACUCGUCUCGCAGCAGCCUUACCAAAGCCAACCUCGCGAAGCUAGACGUGGCGUCGAAGCCGGUGACAAAACCGCGCCGCUUUGAAACCCCGACCCAGGGCAGUAGCAGUUCCCCGACUACAUCGACGUCGCGGAGCAGUAGCGCGGCCUUGGCGCCCGAAAAGCGCAAAUCGACGCAUGAGAGUGCUGGGCAUCCUUCCCGGCGUUGAUAACUUAUGUAUUUUCUUUUGUAAAUCCCGCCGUAUAUGUAAUAUUUCUGUUAUCGUUGUCCAUAGAUAGAGCUCUCUCUUGUAAUCUAGUAUCUGUAACUCUUCAGUGUAAAGAUGAUAACUUUUACUCAAGCGCGGAAACCUCCAAUCGAGACAAUGCCAUUCCGAGGAG
Fimicolochytrium jonesii is the source of this 1813-nucleotide messenger RNA. RefSeq lists its product as uncharacterized. The transcript is spliced from 2 exons. The record is from RefSeq and is a predicted model, not a curated record. Lineage: Eukaryota; Fungi; Chytridiomycota; Chytridiomycetes; Spizellomycetales; Powellomycetaceae. The coding region runs from base 178 to 1641 and encodes 487 amino acids.